Capsicum annuum is the source of this 374-nucleotide messenger RNA. Its product is annotated as defensin-like protein P322. The transcript has 2 exons. The coding region runs from base 39 to 281 and encodes 80 amino acids. Gene Ontology annotation, biological process: defense response. The record is from RefSeq and is a predicted model, not a curated record. Lineage: Eukaryota; Viridiplantae; Streptophyta; Magnoliopsida; Solanales; Solanaceae.
UUUACAAAAAUUCCUUUAAAAGAUCUUAUCUUUGAAAAAUGUCACACUCCAUGCGUUUCUUUGCUACUGUGUUACUUCUAGCAAUGCUUAUCAUGGCCACUGAGAUGGGACCAAUGAAAAUUAUAGAGGCAAAAACUUGUGAGAGGCUAAGUGGUACUUUCAAGGGAAUAUGUUUUAGCAGUAAGAAUUGUGCCUCAGUUUGUGAGAAUGAAGAUGAAGAAUUUACUGGUGGCCAUUGUAGUGGACUCCGUCGUCGUUGCUACUGCACUGCUGAUUGUUAAUUAAGAUUAUUAUUAUAGAUGGUAUGUACUAAAGAAGAAGUUUGGGAGAAUUAAUGUACUCUUGAAUAAAGCACAUGAGUGUGAUUGUUUAAA